AUGCUGGUGAUAAAGAGCAAGAAGUCAGAACUGAUGCUGUAUAUUUAUUCUUAUUUUAUUGAAUUCGAUAGAGACACUUAAAAGCAGGUAAAACCUAAACAGCUCCGUCUGCUGCUUAAUCCCAGGACGAACUAAAUACAUCUAGGCAAUGGUAGAGAUGACCUACUAACUUAACUUGAAAGAUAAGCUUAAAGAGAUGGGCUUACCUAUAUAGAAGAGUUAGUUUUUGAAAACGGUGCAGUCUACAAGGGUUACUUGAAAGACUAACAAAGACAUGGUCCAGGCAUCCAAGUCUGGCCAGACGGUGCAAAGUAUGAAGGAGAAUGGAGAUUCAAUAAAGCUAACGGCAAGGGAAAGUUCUGGCAUGCAGACGGAGAUAUUUAUGAAGGUGAAUGGGAAGAUGAUAAAGCCAAUGGGUAUGGUGUUUAUGUACAUGUUAACGGUGCGAAAUACGAAGGGCAUUGGAAAAAUGAUUUACAAGAUGGAUAUGGUGUAGAGUCUUGGUCAGAUGGCAGUAAGUACGAAGGAGGAUAUAAAGAAGGCAUGAAGCAUGGGAAAGGUACCUAUGUAUGGAAUGAUGGAUCCACUUAUAGUGGUGAAUGGUACGAGAAUAAAAUCAAUGGUAGAGGUAUUUAUGAAUGGCCAGAUGGUCGUAGAUAUGAAGGAGAGUGGAAAGAUAACAACAUGCACGGAAGGGGACUCUACACAUGGAAAGAUGGUAGAAGAUAUGAAGGUGAAUAUCUCAAUGAUAGAAAGCAUGGGUUCGGCACGUACACUUGGCAAGAUGGAAGAUAGUACAUUGGCUAAUGGUAAAAUGGAAAACAGCACGGUGAAGGAAGCUAUAGACAAGCAAAUGGAUAAGAAAGGAAAGGAGUCUGGGAAGACGGGAAGAGAAUUAUGUGGCAUGACGAGUGA
Messenger RNA from Stylonychia lemnae, 915 nucleotides. The record is from the annotation of a GenBank genome assembly. NCBI's taxonomy places the organism in Eukaryota, Ciliophora, Spirotrichea, Sporadotrichida, Oxytrichidae.